Messenger RNA from Ooceraea biroi (clonal raider ant), 2053 nucleotides. RefSeq lists its product as uncharacterized. Gene Ontology annotation, cellular component: chitin-based extracellular matrix. Lineage: Eukaryota; Metazoa; Arthropoda; Insecta; Hymenoptera; Formicidae. The record is from RefSeq and is a predicted model, not a curated record. Gene Ontology annotation, molecular function: structural constituent of chitin-based larval cuticle.
UCCGGGAUCGACGUAUCCCGUCUUGGCGGCGAGUGGAUUUGCCUUGUCCUUCGACGAUUCUUCAAGUUCCUGGUUCGAAGACAUCCCGUGCGGUUCGCGCUGCGUAUAUAAGUCAAAACCAGAUCGCGAGCAAGGUGCACAGCCCGGACAGUCCUUCAACCAGUAAGGAGGUCGACAGCGAGCAUGAUGCAGGCACUGAUGCCAGUUUUCGCGAUCCUCGGCGUGGCGGCGGGCGCGCAGCUGACCCUGCUGCCCUACGCCUAUCUGGCGGAUCCGCUUCCGGUGUACCAUCAGUCGCAGGACACGCGCAUCGGGGUGCACGCGUACAGUUACGCCGGCGGCCCGUCCGCCAAGGAGGAAGUACGAGGUCUCGACGGGGUCACGCGUGGCUCCUACAGCUACGUGGACGCGCACGGCAUCCUGCAAUCCGUCUUCUACGUCGCGGAUGAGGGCGGCUUCCGCGUCGCCGCGACGAAUCUGCCGAGCGACGGCGAUCUACGACAUGAAACCGGCGAGGUCCUGUUAGUCAAGAACGCUCACCUGCAGGAUCACGCGAAGGCCGUCGCGCAGGAGGCGGAGAAGCAGGCGGUGAAGAAGGUGGAGGAGCAGGAGGUGCGCGCAACGAGCCGCAGGAGGCGCAGCCUCGAGGCGUCGGCUGAUCAAGAUCAGCGUCAGGCAGAAAAUCCGAGUUCCCAGGCGGAUCAGGCUGAUCGGGAUCCCUCGCCGAGGGAUUCCCACGAGCUUCCAGCGCCGGAGAAAAAAGUUGCGGGCUCCGUCAUCGCGCCCGUCUACGGACUCCUGCGCUCGGUGCUGAUUCCCAGAUUAACCGGCACGGCGACUUCUCAUCAGAGCCGCGUCGAUAUUCACAACAACGUUCGCUUGAAGGCCAUUCAGCCGCUCGAGACGAUCAGCGUCCUGGCCGAACCGGAGUACAAGACGCUGCUCCUUCCUGCGCAGCUGCCGUUGGCGACAUCCCAUCAGAGUCGUCUUCAAGUACAUAACAAUCUCCACGUCGAGACGCCGGAAAGGAGUCGGGUAGCGGUCGAGGUCCAGGCACCAGCGGUGGCCGCUGUAAAGUUGCAGUCUGUUCCAGUUAUCACUGUCCCCGAUUACAACGAGAAUCGAAUCCAGUUACACAAGAGACUCGGAUUGGAAGGUCCAAACCGCAAGGACGCCGUGAAGAUUGAAGGGGCACAGGUGGCGGUCGUGGAUACGCCGGUUGCGGUCCCAGCGGUCUCCGUUGUCGCUUCCAAGGAAACCCUUCCUGUUGUCAGUGCCGUCUCCAGCCAGAGCAAAACUCAGAUCCAUCGCAGUACCAAUCUCAAAGUGGCUGUGCCGAUCGCGAGCGAACCGACCGUGUACGUGGCGGCUUCCUAUGCCCAACCGAUCACCACCUGGCCGAUCUACGCACCCAUCGCUCAAUCCUCUCAGUAUCGCAGUCAGAUACACUCGAGCGAGAAGAUUGAGCUGGCCAAAUAAGGACUCGUCGUUUCGCUCGCUGGGAAAUCUCCUUCGGGCGUUCCUACUUACUCCACGAUCAAUUCCAGCGACUCGAUCGUUAGGCUUUGUUUCAUUCGUAAAUAAUAACUUGAGCCUUUGCAAAAUCGAAUAUACGAAAUUUCGAUAAAUUUAUAAUUUUUGAAAUUUCUCUGCAGACAACUAACAGUUGUAUAAUUUGCAAAAUGUACCUCUCCAUCUUUCGUUAGAUAAGCUGUUACAAAAUUAUAUUGUAUGAUUGAAGGAAUUCUGUCGCACGGCGUUUUGAUCAUAAAAAAUAUCUAGGUUUUAGAGUAAGUGAUUAUUUUAUAUGCGGACCAGUCACUUGCAUCGUGCUCGAAGAGUUAGGAUAAGGCACUCUUACGCAUUCCCUGCGAGAGUUCCAUGAACGGUCGAUGAUAAGACCGUGGUAGCUCGCUUUAUGGACAUUAUUAUUACUCGUCCUCACCUUAUUCACAUGUAUUCAUCCUCCUGUAACGAGCAUCUUAACAUUCCUGUAUUAAAUUAUUGUACGAUUAUACGGAUUUGUACGGAUCAUUAAAAACACAUUGUCAAC